AUGCCUCAGUACAAUGUUACUCUCAAGACCGACGCCCCUCCCGAGGAGUUGGAGAAGGCCAAGCAGCUUGCGACCGAAAAGGGUGGUGUCAUCACGCAUGAGUACAGCCUCAUCAAGGGCUUCAUUGUGGAGUACCCUGAAGACCACGUCGAUACCCUCGAAUCCAGCGAGCAUAUCCACGUCGAGCAGGAUGGCGAAGUGAAGACGCAGUAG
Molecule: messenger RNA, 213 nt
Organism: Penicillium malachiteum
Lineage: Eukaryota; Fungi; Ascomycota; Eurotiomycetes; Eurotiales; Aspergillaceae
Exons: 4
Coding region: 1-213 (70 amino acids)
Biological process (GO): vacuole fusion, non-autophagic
Molecular function (GO): endopeptidase inhibitor activity
Source: RefSeq, a predicted model, not a curated record